AUGCAGCACCUAGCCUGGAAGCGUGUCAAAGUUUCAGCCCCGUUUACAUAUGAAUUCUACUUCUACUUGCUCAGCUGCAUUCAAAUCCGACGCCAAGAGAAGCGACUUAUAGGCUGCCCACCGCCCUGUUCUGCCAAGCCGGUUUGCUCGCCAACUACUGAGAUCAAAACAGGUGACAAUGGGGUUAAUGCUGUUGCCCAUAACAUUACAAGUGUGGACUCACCCAACAAGAUUACCCUGUUGUCGACUCAUGUCUUCCCUAGUUCGGCAUAUGACUUGCUCACGCGGCUGCUUGAGCCAGAUCCGGGUCUACGGAUAUCAGCCAUAGAAGCUUUACGUCAUCCAUUCCUUCGCGGUUACGCCAGUAGCUGUCGUUUGAAUGACGGAGGUGACAACAGUAAAAGAAUGUGCGACGGGUUCUCAGGUAGGAUUGGAGAAAUUCAGGCAGCUACCUGCUCAUCCCUUGCAAGCCCUGCUGCGCUUGGGACUCAAGAGCUGAUCAGGAACAGGCUCUCUCCGCGCCGUCGGUUGCCACCAAGUCAAGGCGAUGGUGCGCAUGCAGACCGUCAGCGGACUUGCACUUUCUACCCUAGGCCAGGCCUAGACUAA
Protopolystoma xenopodis is the source of this 609-nucleotide messenger RNA. Lineage: Eukaryota; Metazoa; Platyhelminthes; Monogenea; Polystomatidea; Polystomatidae. The record is from the annotation of a GenBank genome assembly.